ACUCAGCACCUCCCUGCCUACUCUCCUACGUGUGCCGCGCAGCCAAUCCUCCCCGUCCUUUGCCUGCCAAGAUGGCAGAGAUGCAGGAGCAGCACUGCGAACCAAGAUGCGUCGUCAUCAACAUUAUUACUGGAGCCUUCCUUUUCUGUUUAUCCUCCUUCGCGCUCUUUCGCGAGGCAGCCCAGCCCAUCCCUCCGUCAUGCUCCAGCGUUCCCCUUCCCAGCUCAAAUCGUAGGAGGACUGUGGCACGCAGACCAAAAUAAGGCAGGCUACAGUACCGUGAGAUAGUAGUUAUUGCGACUACUACCAGCAGUAGCACUAUGGACGGCCACCAGUGCGGAAACAUCUUACCACUCCUUACUUCCCGCGCGAUUAACUCCCUCUGGCAUGACGUGCUUCUCUUUCCGGGAAUCGCGGACAACCAAGGCGACGGUGGCGGCGGCGGCGGCGGCGGUGGCACGUGCACGUUCAUCUGCACGGCCGGCAGCGACGCCGACCGCGACGCGAACGGCAACGGCCGGCAGUCGCUCUUCUCCCUCGUCACUCGCCGCCGGAAGCUGCUUCUCGACGGCCGAGUCGUGCCGCUCGAAGUCCCUCCACCAAACGCGGCGGCGGCGGCGUCGGCCGGGACCGCUUUUGGAGCUUUGGCUCCUCCCCUUACCUCUCCGCGAACCCCGCACACCCCGACGACACCGUCGACUCCUAAGACCCCGACGACUCCGUUGACUCCCAGAACUCCGAGAGUUUUUUGCAAGUCAAACAGCAUCGCUGGCGGCUCAUCAUGCGACCGGGGGCCGUGCCCCGCGUCGGCACCGCCGCAUUAUGCGCCACUGCUCUCCUGGAACUCGGGGAUUCUGCCGCAGACGUGUCUCCUCGCUCCGUGCAGUAUCGCCAACAGCCGCGUUGUUAAUGCUGAUGGCAAGAACCGAUUAGUCGGGACAUGUGAUGAUGAUACUUCGUCUAUGGCGGCGCCGCUUGGCGCGACGGCCGCGCUUCCCAGCGAUACUUCCGGCGGCGGCGGUGGCGAGAGCACGUCGUUUUUCGACUAUGCGCCGGUGGAGGCGAUCGAGAUCGGGUCGCAGGUCCGAGAGCCCGGUGACGCGUUCGCAGUCUUGCCGCUUUUCGCCUUCCCCGUGCGACCCCACCGGACGACGGCGACGGCGAUGGCGACGGGCGACGGCCGCCGCGGCGUCGCACCCUAUUAUGAGGUUCCCUCACUCGGCGACGCCGACGUGUCGCACAAGCUCCUCGUCAUUGCCGCAGACGACCCCCUGAUCGUCAGCGAAAUCGCUAAAGGCGGCGCCGGCAGCAAGGGAAGCGCUUCGGCUAGAGGCAACAUUUUCCGCAACGGCGGCGUCCCCGGGUCCGCCGCCCCCGCUGGCGGCGGCGGCGGUCGCUACGCCGGCGUCUCAAACCUGCGCCCGGGCACGCCGGCAGACGGCGCGACGGGCGACGGGUUGGCGAGGCGCAUUGCGGAGGUGAUUCAGUGGGUGCACGAGUCGGGAUUCACGGCCGUUCCCGGGCGAUACAAGAACGGCCUGUUCCACAGCGAGUCGCAGGCAUGCUCGUCCGUGCGAUUCUCGCCCUCGUCCCCGCGGGAAGCGCAGGCCGUUAUCCUGCACGCGCAUGUAGCGUGGAAGCUCCUCUACUCCACGCUGCGCCGCCCAGUCAAGCUCGACCACUCCCGCACCAUGGUGCGCCGCAUGGCCCCGCCGCCACUGCUGCCCGGGGACGUGGAGAUCUCCGCCGAGCGUCACGGCGACUCGGAAGACGACGUCAGCACACCGACACCUUGUGCUAGUACCGCUCGGAAUGAUACUAUCUGCAGUACGCGCAGUUUACCCUGCAGCGGCCGGAAGGUCGAGGUCGCACCGGUGGGCCAGGACAAGCAGCAGCGGCGCUUGGGCCUAUCAUCAAGCACGCGCAUGUACCGCCCAAGCUUCCUCGACCCGACAGCGCCAGGCCGCGCCGGCAAGGGGUCGCUCGCCGAGCGCCAGUGGUACCGCACUGCAGGCAAUGGCUCCCAGCGCUCCGAGCGCUCUAAGCCCUCUCAGCCGUCUCAGUGCCUUGCGACUCCCCGUGGCGCAGCGGCUUUCGGUGCAGUCGACUCUGGUGGCGGCGGCAGCGGCUGGCGCCCCCGAUCGGCUGGGGCUGUCAGCAGAGCGAUGCACCUCCUGGCGCAGCCUGCGGUGUCUCCCGCCUCCAUCAUCUUCACACCUGCAUUCAAGCCGCCGCCGCUGGGGUUGGAGGGGCUGUGUGAGGCGGUGCAGGAGGAGCAGCAGCAUCUGACGCUGGCGGCGCUGCAGCAGCAGAAACUCCUGCAGCGGCAGCGGCAGCGACAGGCAGAGCGGCAGCAGCGGGCGGGGGGAAGAGGGGUAGGAGAUGCGAAACGAGGUGGAGUGCAGCGUCUAAUAUUGGAGAUGGACGAUGAGUCGGACGAAGAGGAUGGGUUCAGCUUUGGCGUGAAGACUCCGACUCUGGUGAGAGGAGGGAGGGUGGGAGGAGGAGGGGGAGGAGGAGGGGGAGGAGGAGGGGGAGGAGGAGGAGGAGGAGGAGGUGACGGUGGUGCGGCUCCAGCAGCCACGAGGGGGUUGGAGAAGGGGAGAUCUGGAUCUGGGAAGUCUUCAGCCAGCGAGCCAUCUCCCCGGUCCACUAUUGCGCCGUAUUUCGCGUCCAUAUCCAUUCAGUCUGUAGGCAGUCCUGAGUCGAGCGAUAUCGAGUACGGCGAGGGAGGCAGGCAGGCUCAAGGGACCGAUUUUGGCGACGGUGGCUCGGACCAGGGGAGCGUGUACAGUACCAGCAACAGUGGCUCAAGCGGCGAUAACGACGGGGAUGAUAAUAUCGAGGAUGAUGAUGAGAAUGGCGAUGGUGUGCGUGCGACACUCGCCUUCUCGUCUGGUCGCACAGCGACGACGAGGACGCGUUUGGCACGGUCGGCCUCAGUGAAGAGCUGCCCUGGCGAUGCAGUGACCAGGAGAGGCACUAGCAGCAGUAUCAAACGGAAGCUUGGGCUCAGUAAAAGGGUAGACAGUAGCGACGACCUGAAAGCAGCAGGAGCAGCACCAGCAGCAGCAGCUACCGGCUCUAAGUCCACCAUGUUGAAGUGGUUACGUGCGCCUCCCAAGUUGGACACAGCAGCGUCGGAGCAGCAGGAGGGAGGGAGGCUAGGGCUACUCAAAGGAAGAGCCCACACAACGGGUAGAGAGGCAGCAACGGAGCUCGUUGCUUCUGCUGUUCGUGAGCUGCGCAAGGCAGGGAGUGAGGGGACCAGGGGAGGAGGAGGAGGAGGAGGAGGAGGAGGAGGAGGAGGAGGAGGAGGAGGAGGAGGAGGAGGGAGGAGGAGGAGGAGGAGGAGGAGGAGGAGGAGGAGGAGGAGGAGGAGGAGGGAGGAGGAGGAGGAGGAGGAGGAGGGAGGAGGAGGAGGAGGAGGAGGAGGAGGAGGAGGAGGAGGAGGAGGAGGAGGAGGAGGAGGAGGAGGAGGAGGAGGGAGGAGGAGGAGGAGGAGGAGGAGGAGGAGGAGGAGGAGGAGGAGGAGGAGGAGGAGGAGGAGGAGGAGGAGGAGGAGGAGGAGGAGGAGGAGGAGGAGGAGGAGGGAGGAGGAGGAGGGAGGAGGAGGAGGAGGAGGAGGAGGAGGAGGAGGAGGAGGAGGAGGAGGAGGAGGAGGAGGAGGAGGAGGAGGAGGAGGAGGAGGAGGAGGAGGAGGGAAGGCGGGUCGGCCUCCUCCCAGUCCUAAGAUGCCAUCUGGCAACAAAGCUAUGUGGGAUGCUGGUUCCAGUGCUGGUCCCAGUGCUGGUUCUGCCAGUGCUUCGCCUGCUUCUGCUGCUGGUGAUGGGUCCAGUUGUAAGAAACUGGGGAAAGGCAGUGAUGAAGGGACGCGCUCAUUCUCUGGGCCCUUGUUUAGCCUUGGGGCAGGGAGAUCAAAGGGUAGCCUCUUGAAGAGCUCGAAGAAGGACAGGGGUAGUGCGGACACACGGAAGAGCAAGAAAGGGGAACGGGAGCAGAAUGCCCAAGAGCAGGAGUCAGACGCGCUCGGCUCCAUGGAUUCGGUCUCCAGUCGCCGUUUGAGGUCUCCUGAAGGAUGUGGCCCGGAUUCAGAAACCAGGGGAGCAAGGGAAGGAGGAGGGUUAGGAGGGUCUGGAGGAGGGUUAGGAGGAGAGAACCGGUUGAGGCGCAUGGCUGCUCUGCCUGUGCUACCUGAUGGUAGGCCUCGAGCCGACGACGAGGAGACUUUGCAGCGACUUACAAGCUGGAAGGGGUCCAAGAGCGCCAACUGCUCGUUGAAAGCUGGGCACGAGGAGGGCGAUGGGGAGAGCAGCAGGGCGACAGGAUUGACGAGGACGCGGGUGGGGUUUUCGCCUGCUGAAUUGGGCUCAGUGACUCCGAUCGUGUUGCCGUGGGAGGUGGCCGAUAGUGGUAGUAGAUGUUGAUCAGCAAGAGUACAAACACGACAACGACAAGAGCAAACCAGGGCGGCACUACUAGUUCGGCCGCUGGCAGAGAAGCCACAAGGCCGGUCAAUAAGGUAUAUAUAAAGAGGAGCACACAAUCAAGGUCAUAGCAAGUGAGGAGCUACUGGAACUAGUGCCGCAUAUGACCUUUAGGCGCAAGCCCUUCAGUAAAGAUAUCAGCUGUGUUGGCACCGGAGGCCAAGUCCCAGAGUUUGAGAGAUUGACUAGAAAGAGAGUCAACAGAGGUAUAUGUUAAAAUUAUAUAAGUUAUAAUUUAAUCUAGGCUUGGUAGGUUGUUACU
This is a messenger RNA of Closterium sp. NIES-67, 4749 nucleotides long. Lineage: Eukaryota; Viridiplantae; Streptophyta; Zygnematophyceae; Desmidiales; Closteriaceae. The record is from the annotation of a GenBank genome assembly.